Molecule: messenger RNA, 6090 nt
Organism: [Torrubiella] hemipterigena
Lineage: Eukaryota; Fungi; Ascomycota; Sordariomycetes; Hypocreales; Clavicipitaceae
Source: the annotation of a GenBank genome assembly
GCUGCGGCGGAAUUGGAGAACAUUAUUUUGGUUGUCUUUUAAGGAGGGCUACGGUGCAGCAUUCUCUUUUGUCGUUUUCAUUUAUUUAGAAAAAAGAGAAGAAGAAGGACGAAAAUAUCAAUCGUAAAGAUUGUCGACAGUCGUACACCGUUCCCUAACCAAGCACCCUCACUCACAAUUCGCCGCUCAGUAGCAUCGCCACAUCUACCCCACGUCAACGUCAAAAUUUCUUCUCUCCGUCCGCCAUCCAGCAUCACCGGCCUUCCAGGCACAACAACAACAGCAACAAUGUCCGAAGCAUCGGGCAGUCAGACACAGACACAGACCUCCGAGUCGUCACGAGGACGCUCAAGGCAAGGCCAACGCGGAGGCCGUGCCAACAGACAAAGAAAACCACAAGAUGGAGCAUCUGUAAGAGGAUCCGGCGCUUCAACCGCCGGUGAACCCUCUACCACACAACCAAAUGGCGCGUCAGAGCAGUCUUCGCCGUCAAAUUCACAGCAGCAGUCGCGCUCUUCAAGAGGCGGGCGCGGACAACGUGGCCAACGGCAGAAUGGCCGUGGCCAAGGCAGAAGACCAGAAGCACCGACAAAGCCUGCAACACGUCGCGCUUUUGGAGGCCAUCUCACUUCCGAAGCACAUGACGAUACACAGAGUGAAACGGGGUCGCUUUCUCUUAGUGGCGAUGCACCUGUGUUUGUCCCUGGACAACCGAUUGUCGCCAGAAGCAAACCGAUACCUUCACGACCUAAGCGCCCUGCAGUUCAAUUGCCCAAAUCCACCGCUACCGACUUACCUACCCGAAUUCACGAGGACAUUGGAAACUUCAACUAUGAGUGUGCAAUCUGCACAGACGAUGUCACGCGAUCAUCACAGGUUUGGUCAUGUACCAUUUGCUGGACAGUCAUCCAUCUCCGAUGCGCGAAGAAGUGGUAUUCGAAUCAGAUGAAGCAGCAGGACAAUACCUCCUCACAGCCUCAACGUGAGCCUUUAUGGCGAUGCCCUGGUUGCAACUCGCAACUCUCGGAUGACCCAGGCUCCUACCAUUGCUGGUGCAGCAAAGAAAUCAACCCCAAACCAUCCAGUACUUCCCUUCCGCCUCAUUCUUGUGGACAGACUUGCUCUAAGCCAAGAGCAACCUGCCCACACCCUUGCUCACUGCAAUGCCAUGCUGGUCCAUGCCCACCAUGCGGUCUAGUUGGUCCAACGCAAUCUUGCUUCUGCGGCAAGAAUUCCUCACAAAAGCUUUGUAGAGAAACAAACUAUGAGAAGGGCUGGAGCUGUGAAGAGAUUUGCGGUGACCUUCUUCCCUGUGGAGAACAUUUUUGCCCACGCCCCUGCCAUACUGGACUUUGCGGUGACUGCGAUAUGAAAAUCGAAGCCCGCUGCUACUGCGGAAAGCUGCAAAAGCAAAUACCUUGCUUCGAACGAGACGACCCAGAACAAUCAUAUAGCCAAAUCGACGGUGAAUGGUUUGAAGGACUCUUCAAUUGCCAGACCAAAUGUAACCGUCCCUUUGACUGCGGUAUUCACAAAUGCUCCAACGACUGCCACCCGCAGGAUGAAGACUGUGGCCAUUGCCCAUACUCACCAGACGUUGUGACACAUUGUCCUUGCGGCAAGACACUCUUGGAAGAGCUCCCUGGAUUUCCUCGAUCUACCUGCGAAGACAAGGUCUCCCACUGUGACAAGGUUUGCGGAAAGGAGCUCAAGUGUGGGCACGCCUGUCAGGCCGUUUGCCACGAUGGUGACUGCGGUAGCUGUCUUCAGAAGGUUGAUAUCCCUUGCAGAUGUGGCCGAGUCGUUUCAAAGUCAGCAUGCCACCAGGGGACUAUUGAUCCGCCAAUGUGUAUGCGUAUCUGCCAGGCCAAUCUUAACUGUGGCCGACAUAAGUGCGGCGACCACUGCUGCUCGGGCGAAAAGAAGGCUCUGGAGCGUCAAGCGGCCAGGAAGAAGCAUCGCGUAACGUUCAAUGAUAGCAUUGUCGAACCGGAACAUAUUUGCAUCCGAACAUGCAACAGGCCGCUAAAGUGCGGCAACCACGACUGCCAACAGAUGUGCCAUCGCGGCCCUUGUGGAAACUGUCCCGAAGCCAUAUUUACAGAGAUUAGCUGUGACUGUGGGCGAACUGUUUUACAGCCUCCCCAACCAUGUGGAACACAAGCACCCGAGUGCCGUUUUAAUUGCAGAAGACGACCUCAGUGCGGACACCCUGCAGUCGACCACAAUUGCCACCCUGGUGAUAUCUCUUGCCCCAAGUGUCCAUUCUUGGUAGACAAGAUUUGUGCCUGUGGAAAGGAAAAGCUUCACAGCCAGCCAUGCCACCUCCAAGAAGCCCGAUGCGGCAAACCUUGCGGAAAGAAGCUAAAGUGCGGCCUUCACACCUGCAAGAAACUGUGCCACAAGGACGGAGAAUGCGAAGAUGCCGACCAAACUACAAACCGCUGCCAACAAGCGUGCGGUAAGGUGAAGCUGUUUUGUGAGCACAAGUGCUCGGCAAGCUGUCAUGGACAGUCACCCUGCAACGAAACCGCUGCCUGCACAGCAAAAGCCACGAUAUCAUGCCCCUGCGGAAUCCGAACACAGGAAGUGCGAUGCCUCGCAAGCAGUUCUAACCCUGAGCCAACUCGCCUGGAGAUCAAGUGCGACGACGAAUGUCUUCGCCUUGAACGAAACAGGCGCCUUGCCGCAGCUCUCAAUAUCGAUCCAGCCAGCCAUGCGAACGACCACGUCCCCUACGCUGAUGUCACUCUUCGCCUUUACCAGGACACUACCUCGUGGUGCGAAGUCCAAGAGCGAGAAUUCCGCGUCUUUGCCAAUGCUGCUAAUGAGAUAAGACUACGCUUCAAGCCCAUGAACAAGACUCAACGUCAGUUCUUGCACGUCCUUGCCGAAGACUACGGUCUUGAAGGUCGUAGCGAAGACGCAGAACCGUACCGCUACGUCGUUGUCUUCAAGGGCCCCAGAUUUGUUUCUGCGCCCAGCAAGACUCUCGGCCAGUGUGUAAAGAUCCGUGCUACUCAGGCAGCUGAAGCAGCAGCUUCUGCCGCUGCUUCUAGAGGACCCAGCCCUCCUCCCAUGCCAGCCCUGGACCCGUUCAAUGGUAUCUUGCUAACGGCGCCGAAAUUCGGCCUCACCAUGGACGAAGUGACAACUGCCAUGAUCUCAAGCUUCUCCCAGCAGCCCUCUCUCAAUUUCCACAUUGAGUUCCUUGGCACGGACGAAGUCCUCAUGCGCGCUACGGUGCAGUACUCCUCGUUCCUGUCUCCCGCUGGCGUUGGUAAAGCUCUGGCCGAUAUGAAGUCCCACGUUGUCACUGCAGUCCGCCGUCUAGAGCUUGCUGGCAAUGUUCUUCUAUGCCACGCCGAUUCCGACAACCAUAUCACUCGCCGCGAGGAUAUAAGAAACUCGGAUACGUCUGGCUGGAGCGCAGUCGCCGGCCGCGCUGCCAACAAGGAACCUGCACUACCUGAAGAGCCUACUGCACGAGGAUCCGGCCGAAAGCUCCUUGGUCUGAAGAAGAAGAAGAUAGAGCCCUCGAAAUCAAGCUGGUCUACGCUGGGAGGUGAUGUUGAAUGCUAAGCAAGCUUGGUUUUUAUUUCACAUGGAUGUGUAUACUCGCAUCACACUUAUAUAAAAGUUCACAGUUUCAAACAAAAUAACGGUAUAUUUAAAACUCGAAUUAAUAUAAAAAAACUCAGAAAGCAAUUCCAUCUGUCUCUCUGACCUUGGUGUUGUUCUCUGUGCCUUGAUCAAGCAUCACUAUCAGAUCGGCUCACAAACCGCUACGAUUACAUCCAUCACACCGCCUGUAGUCCAACUAAACAUACGAGCCCACACACACCUGUUAGUCUACUACACCCUUUGCAAAAUCUCUUCCUAUCAUGGUACCGCGGAAAAUAGUGCGGCACAGAUCACGCGACUAAUCGAAUGGCGGAGUGGAAGCGAUCCUAUGCACGUCACAUGGCUCCCUGCGCUCUCUCUGCGCCACACGGCUGCCAUGCAUGUCUCAGCGAUGAGAGGCAUUGUGGAUGGCGCGAUAGAGGCAUUUAAACAGCCUUUUUACAGUCACUUUCUCGGAACCAUGAACGCCAGUUGGUUGGAAAUGAACUAGCCACCCUCUUCGGGAGCCCUUUGUUUCUUGAUUAUGGUGUGCACACGGGACAAGCUCGCGGGAAGCGGCAUAUGUGGCGCCGCCCGCAAGCUGAGGUGCUUUGCUAUUGCUAAGUAUGAGAAGAGCAUGCGCCAACCGUUGGAUAAGAAUCGUAAAGUAACGCCUCGUGAAAAAAAGGGAUGAACAACAAUACUUGCUAAAGAAGAAAAUGCAAGUUUGCGAAAACCAAACGGCAAAGUGGGUAUCAAAUCACAAGGGCGUGGACGCUUUCUCAGCGCCGCCCUUUCCCUCCUCCUCGUCCAAGCCUCGUUGCUGGGUCUCAUGAUGAUGCAAAAAUAAUAAAAUGUUUACGAGCGUUCUUUCGACUUCUCCAACUCGGUGACAUCAUUCACAAAGUCGGCCACCGCCUCAAAGUAGCCAGGCUCAACAACGCUGGAGUUGUGAUCGCCACCUGGGAAGGGUUUCCAGACUUUGUGCGAGGAUGUAGAAAUCUCGUAGAGUUGACGCAUAUGUGCAGGCCUACACGUUUAGGAAUUAGUAAUGUUUCCGAGUGCAUGAUUUGUGAUUGGUAUUGAAGAUGCGGGUUAUCGCGUUGUUCAGAUAUGGUAUUCAUUGUCAAAUCAGAGCCGCAAAGGGUUCAUAUUUUGUGGGUGAAUAUGAUCAUCAUAAAAAGCGAACGGGAGGGGUGUGUGUGCAGAGACAAUGCAUCAAAGGGUUUCAAAAAGAGGGAUAACAAAAGACCAUAUACUCACGGGACAAUCUCGUCUUGGAGACCACUCAGAAAGAGAAUGGGGACAUUCGUAAUGGUGGGGAGAAGACUCUCACUGGGCCAGACUUGGUGGCAGAGCAGAGUAAGAAACUUGGCGGGGGGGAUCACGGAGGGAAUAAGCUUGCGCAUGGACAAGAAGGUGUUCUCAAGAACAAGACCGGCAAUGUCGCCACGGUUGUGCUUUGCGACGAGGCGGAUGCUGACAGCGCCACCCAAGCUUUGGCCGAACACAAUAAACUUGUGCUUGCUUGUUUCUGCCCGAUCGCGCAGGUAUCGCAGCGCAGUCUCGGCAUCUACGUUAAUGCCGUCUUCGUCCGGCUCGCCCGUAGACAUACCGUAGCCUCUGUACUCCAACAUGAAGACAUUACAGCCAAUCAUGUUGAUGAUCAUCCGGGCAAUGGGAAGGCGGUGGCCAAUGUUACCAGCAUUACCGUGGAACAUGAGCAUGGUGACAUUGCUAUUAGGGUGCCCCUUCGGACCACGAAUGUAAUAUGCAGAGAGCUUCUCACCGUCAUCAGUUGGGAUGACAAGCUCUUCGAAAUCCCUGAUACCAAAUUGUGUUGGGCGUGGCACCUCCGUUCUUGAGUUGGGAGGCAUGUGCGAAGGGUAAAUUAGAGAUCUGCUGACAUGUUAGAAAGCUUCUGAUGGACAUGUCAUGAGGGGCAUGGGGGCGUACUUUUGCUUGAAGUAGAGCAGAGAGGUAAGGACUGCUGCAAUGCCCUGAUGGCCAGAGGUCGGGUUAGCACUGUAAUCGGGCGGGAGUAGCUGUCAUGCUUGAAUUUGGAGGGGCAUCAUACAGUAGAGGCGAUAGCUGGCAGUCGCAUAUACGACGCGAUAGAGCUCAGAGCCGAGACGGUCUGGUCCAGAUAGCCGCUGAGGGUGGACGGCGGGGAGUUUGAGCUUGACAUGGCUUGUCUUUCCGGCAUUGGCGCUCUGUCUGACUAUGGCGGGAAGCUAUUAUUGGAUGGGAAGGGUAUUCGAGAUGCCGGAGCAAACAAUGUGAAGCAAGCAGAAGCUGUGUUUGUCCUGGGGUUGCAACGACGUGAUGAUGCGUCCAACAGGUUCAACGAGGCAGCGGCAGACGGUGAAUGCUGUGACGAUGACGAAUUGGCCAAUCAGGGCGACCGCGUAAUUCAGGCCGACUAGAAAAAGGAACUAAAGAAAAAUAGAACAACGGUGUAGUGAUAACGAUGGAAUACGUCAAGCC